UGUUGGGCGACAGUUACUGUGAGCCGAGAGGUUGAAAACCGUGAAGCUCCUCCGUUGCAUGGUGGCUAGACUGCCACAUUUCUUCCUAUUUUGCUGCAGAGGUGGCUGAAAGCCCCUGACAGCCUUGCUUAUGGAGAAAUUUUUCUCCUGGUCUGUUAGCAAGCUUGCGAGAAAGCGCGCUCGGACGGUUACGGAGUUCGAGAAAAAGCGCUUGAAGAUGCGGCCGCAUUUUGGAUACCGCCUGCUCUACUGGGAGCUCGGUGCCAUUCACAGAGCUGCCAGCGCGGGCAAUGUGGCCGCAGUGGAGAAAAUGCUGAUUUGCAGAAGAAGCGGUGUAGAUGACGUGGACCACAAGAGCAGGACCGCUCUGCACUGGGCCUGUGCAAAAGGCCACCAAGACGUGGUAGCUUUCCUCAUAAGCCAAAGAUGUCUACUUGAUCCGCAAGAUAAAAGGGCUGCAACACCGCUGAUAAAGGCUGUACAGUGUCCCGCUGAGAACUGUGCUACACUCUUACUGGAUCAUGGGGCUGAUCCAAAUAUUGAGGAUGAAAUUGGCAACACUGCUCUCCACUAUGUGGCCUACGGAGAAAAUAUAAGAAUGGCCGAAAAGCUGCUUUCCAGCAAUGCAGAUAUCGAAAAGAAAAAUAAGACUGGCCUCACACCACUGUUAGUGGCUAUUCAACAAAACCAAGAAACUAUGGUCAAAUUUUUAAUAUUACAGAAUGCAGAUGUUUUUGCAGUUGAUAAUCUAAACAGAACAUCCCUCAUGUUUGCGGGACGGUAUAGUACGGAAAACAUAGUACACAUGCUUCUUGAACUAGGGGUUGAUGUGCUUUCUGAAGACAUUGCUGGACAUUCUGCUAGGGAUUAUGCUCUUCAAAAACGUAAUAUGCAAAAUUACCAACUCAUUUCGUUGUUUCGAGAAAAUGCUGCACUUGAGAAGAUUGUAAAUACAAAUCCAGAUGAUGAGCAUUCUAAAGAAUAUAGAAAAAGGCUUUUGGAAAUACCUGAUGUUAAUCAUGAACUGCUUAUAUCAUAUGAGAAAGGCCUCAUUCAUUUGCCAAGGUAA
Oryctolagus cuniculus (rabbit) is the source of this 1069-nucleotide messenger RNA. Lineage: Eukaryota; Metazoa; Chordata; Mammalia; Lagomorpha; Leporidae. The record is from RefSeq and is a predicted model, not a curated record.